AAUAGAAAUAAAACUGUAUACAUUUUACAAUCUCAAACUCUACUUUAAUAGAAGUCUUGUGUACUGACUUGUAUUUUUUUCAGUAUAAAUACUUAUCUUAGGUGUUUGCAAUUGUAACACUUGAAAGCAAUGGCAUCAUCAAAACCAAAGGGGUUAGGGAGGUCAGUGAGCAUUCAAGAGCUUGCCAAACAGCCCAUGCUUGGCAUCCCAGAGCGCUAUGUUCGUUUAGAUAAUGAACCUUCAUCAAUUCUCUCAGAAGAUGCCACUUCUCUCCAAAUGAUUCCUAUCGUUGACAUGCAACAAUUACUUAUGGAUGAAGCAACAGAUUUUAAACUAGAGAAGUUGCACUCCGCAUGCAAAGAAUGGGGUAUCUUUCAGUUGGUAAACCAUGGAGUUAGCUCUUUACUAGUGGAGAAACUGAAAUAUGAAAUUGAAGAAUUCUACAAGCUUCCUUCUGAAGAGAAAAUGAGAUUCAAGAUACAGCCAGGUGAUGUUGAAGGGUAUGGACAAACCAAAUCAAUGGAAGAAGAUCAAAAAGUUGAUUGGGCAGAUAGGUUUUUUAUGUUCGUCAACCCUGUCCAUAGAAGGAAGGCCCACCUACUUCCAGAGCUCCCUUCUUCACUUAGGGAAACCUUGGAGUCUUACAUAUCAGAGUUGCAAAAACUUGCAAUGACACUUUUUGGAUUGAUGGAAAAAGCUCUAAAGAUUGACAAGGGAGAGAUAGAGGAGAUGUUUAAUGAUGGAACGCAAUCAGUGAGGAUGACAUACUAUCCUCCAUGUCCCCAACCUGAAAUGGUGAUGGGCCUUACGCCUCACUCCGAUGCUACCGGCAUCACCAUCCUUCUACAAGUCAAUGGAGUUGAAGGCUUCCAAAUUAGAAAAGAUGGGAUUUGGAUUCCUGUGAAUUUCCUUCCAGAUGCAUUUGUUGUUAAUGUAGGCGACAUUCUAGAGAUAUUGAGCAAUGGUCAAUACAACAGCAUUGAGCACAGGGCAACUGUAAAUUCAGUAAAGGAGAGAAUAUCCAUUGCAAUGUUCUUCAACCCGAAGUUCGAAGCAGAGAUCGGACCUACAACUAGUCUUGUAAAUCUACAAAAUCCACCAUUAUUCAAAAGGGUUGGAAUGGAAAAGUAUACUAAAGAUUUCUUUUCUCGUAAGCUUAACGGCAAGUCAUUUUUAGAGCUAAUGAGAAAGAUUGAAAAUGGAGAAGAUAGCACAACUUGAUGGCAAUCACUUUAAUAAUCUUAAAAAUAGCAAUAAUGACUAGAUUUGUGGUCAUCCUAAUUAAUUAAGAAAACAAAAUAUUGGUAUAUGUACUACAUAAUGUUAUAUUAUGGUUUCGAAUGCAACCUCUAAGCAACAUGUCAUGUGUGAGAGACAGCACAUGAUCCUUCACUUCAUUUGUUAGACAAGCCUAAAUAUAACUAGUUUGCUCAAUGAAAUUAGAUGUUUGAUAUCUUUUUAUGUACAAAUAUUGUAUGAGUAAAAUGUUGUGUGGUUAAAGUAUUAUAAUUGUUUCAA
Molecule: messenger RNA, 1518 nt
Organism: Camellia sinensis
Lineage: Eukaryota; Viridiplantae; Streptophyta; Magnoliopsida; Ericales; Theaceae
Product: oxoglutarate-dependent flavonoid 7-O-demethylase 1
Source: RefSeq, a predicted model, not a curated record